[Candida] anglica is the source of this 2166-nucleotide messenger RNA. The record is from the annotation of a GenBank genome assembly. NCBI's taxonomy places the organism in Eukaryota, Fungi, Ascomycota, Pichiomycetes, Serinales, Debaryomycetaceae.
AUGUUAAGAAUUUUCCAUUCAAUGAAGGGAGCAACGAAACACUCUGAUGGUCAAAACGAGUCUUCUUCUUCUGGUCUGUCAAGUGAAGUAAUUUUCAAAAAAGAUAUCCCACCUAUUAAACGAAGACAUUCACUGGUUCUACCCUUUCCCGAGACUUGGUUCAAAGAUAAUGACAAUACUAUUGAAAUCAAAGAAGAUAGCUUUGAUCCUUAUGAUCGUCCUAGUUUGAGAAGAAGUAAAAGUAUUGCUUGCUUAUCAUCGAGUGUACGUCCCAAUGAUAUUAAGAGGAAAAGAUCAUUUAAAUCCGUUCAUUUUGAGAACCAUGAAGUGGAAGCAAAACCUAAAUUCUCCACAGACACUAUAUUGGAUCUGCUUGAGAAUGAGAAUAUGGAUACUGAAGUGCGUAAUGGCAGUAAGUUAAUGUCAAUGGGUGAAAUUUCACCUCAAAAAUCCAUCACAUCUGUUUAUUCUGAUUCAUCCAACCAUUUACCCACACUUCAGUUCCUGUCAAGAAAGGAAUACCGAGCGUUUGAAAAUAGCCCACAGCGAGGUUAUUCCGAGUUGCUAAAUGAGACAGAUUAUGAUACUUCAAAUGAUAAUAUCAACGAUGAAGAUGAAGUCAUUGGAAAGGAUAUUCUUGCUGAGAAGAACUUAUCCCAACAAGAAAACACUCUCGCAAAAUAUUAUCAUUAUAAUGAUUCUGAAAAGCCACAAGGAGAAAUCAUUAUUCCUAAGAAGAUUUUCAAUGAAAUAUAUGCCAAUAUUGCUUCAAUUAAUUUGAUGAAGUCUCCAAUAUCAAAUGAUACUUCAAUUCAACUUUCAUACUUAAAAAUGGCAACAGGUAAAAUUUCUGAAGUGGCUGCAAAAAAUGCUCACGAUCUUGAAAAAUUAGAAUUUGAGAACCAACAGUUGCACAUUAAAUUAAAUGAGAACAGCACAUUUGAACAUAUUGCCAACAACAUUGCAGACUUAGAUCUACUCGAAAAUAUAGUGGAAAAAAACAUUGAAACUAUAAAGGGAAAAAUAAUUGAAUUAUCUGAUAAACUGGAUUCGAUUUACCCUAGAAUAGUCGACCUCGAGAAAGAAUUGAAAGAUUUAGAGUCAAAUUUAAGUAUGAAAUCUGAAUCAGACAAACAAUUGUUUGGAAUCCUAAAUGAUUUCAAAAUACCUUAUAAUGUUCUACCUGAUGCAAUAAGAAAGAUAUUGGAAGAGAAUGAAAGAUUAAAGAUAGAAUUAAAGAAUUCUCAAUGUUUUAAGAAUGAGAAAGUUAUUGAUAAUUUACUCUUUGAGAACAACGAACUUAAGUUAAUAAACAAGGAGUUGAAUCAAAAGGUAGAUAGUGGGAUGACGUCAAGUGUGACAAGAGAAAGGAAUCUAAAUGCCACAAUAUCAGAAUUGAGAGAUUCAUUAUAUGGGAAGGCAAAGCAUACAAGUCAAUUAGAAGCAAAAUCAAGAGCAUUAGAAUCAGAAAAUAUCACUAUAAAGGCAAAUCUAUGCAAAUGUAUCGAACAAAUGGAAGAAGCUGAUAAACAAAUGAAAAGAGAAAUCAAAACUGGUAAUGAUAUGCAAAUUGAGAAUUCUAAACUUGAAGCUAAGUGUAAGAAAAGUGAAGAAUGGGCAAUUUAUUGUGAAACGAAAAUGAAUUUUCAAUUAGAUGAAUUCAAGGGAGAGAUCGAAGUAUUAGAAUCUAAGAUAUUAAGUUUAGAAAUGGAAAAGAGAGAGAAAUCUGAAGCAAUAGAUAAAUUGGAAAGGAAAUUAAAAGGGAUACAGAAGGAAAUUAAACAAGCUAACUUAUUAUCUGAGAAGACAUUGAAAGCAUAUGAGAUAUGUAAAGAAUCCAAUGAAAUAUCCAUAUUCAACUUGAAGAAACUAAUUGGUGCAUGUUCUGAGAAUCUAUCAACGUUUUUACAACCGGAGAGCAAGAGAAAGUUAACCUCAAUGUAUUCAGAAAUUAUAUCUUGUAAAGUUUUCAGUGAAGAGAAUCAAAAAACUCUUUCACAAGCGAUUUAUUUUUUACAAAGAUCCAUAUAUCAUCUUGUUCAACUGUUUGAAGCAAAUGAGCAAAUGCUAGUCGAAGAAAUAGAGAAUAGGAAUGUUAAAUACCAAAAUAUGUUAAGGAAAUUAACAAGAGUAAUGGAGAAAAGAGUGAGAGCUAUGCGGCAGUGA